Messenger RNA from Bubalus bubalis (water buffalo), 1675 nucleotides. RefSeq names its product keratin-associated protein 10-10-like. Gene Ontology annotation, cellular component: keratin filament. The coding region runs from base 72 to 1385 and encodes 437 amino acids. The record is from RefSeq and is a predicted model, not a curated record. The transcript is spliced from 3 exons. NCBI's taxonomy places the organism in Eukaryota, Metazoa, Chordata, Mammalia, Artiodactyla, Bovidae.
GGGCACCCUAGGGAGGGAGCUUCCAGACCAGACUUGUCCUCCGUCCCGACCCCACCCAGCCCCAAACCACCAUGUGUGAUACCAGCUGCCCUGCGAGCUGCCAGCCAGCCUAUUGUGUGCCCAGCUCCUGCCAGGAGAUUCGCUGUGUGCCCAGCUCUUGCCAGCCGGCCUGCCCUGCCCAGGGCUGCGGGAGCUCCUGCAGUGCCCGCCGUGUGUCUCUGCUGUGCCAACCUGCCGGCAGGUGCCCAUCCCCAUGCUGCCCAGUGGCCUUCUACUGCGAGCCCAGCCCCUGCCAGGCAUCCUGCUGUGUGCCCGGGAGCUGCCAGCCAGCAGUGUGUGUCCCUGUGAGCUGCAGGCCCGUGUGUGUCCUCGUGAGCUGCCAGCCCACCGUGUGUGUGGCCCCCACCUGCCAGCCCUCCUGCCCUGCCCUCAUCUGCAGGCCCCUCCCCUGUGGAACCCCUUCCUGUUACAAUGUUCAAGUGGUGUGUACUGCUGUUGGUAACCUAGGAAUCCUUCAGAAAAUAAGACACAUGGACGAGGGUUUCCUGGGCAGAGCUGUAUAUAAGCUCCAACCACCUAAGAACAUCACACAGCCUCACCCAUCCACUCCCUCACACACUCACACCUCUUCCAGCCCCAUCGCCUCCACCAUGGCGGUCUCCACCCUGUCCGUCUGCUCCAACGACUUGAGCUAUGACUGUCCAGAGAGCUACUGCGAGCCCCCCUGCUGUGCCCCCAGCUGCUGCGCCCCGGCCCCCCGCCUGACCCUCCUUUGUGCCCCAGUGAGCUGCGAGUCCAGCCUCUGCUGCCAGCCAGCCUGCAGCAGCUCCUGCCCAGCCUCAUGCUGCCAGCAGUCUAGCUGCCAGCCUUCCUGCUGCACCUCCUCCCCUUGCCAGCAGGCCUGCUGUGAGCCUGUCUGCUGCAGGUCUGUCUGCUGUACACCUGUCUGUUGCACACCUGUGUGCUAUGAAGCCUCCCCCUGUUCUACUUCCUCAUGUUGCCAGCAGUCCAGCUGCCAGCCCUCCUGCUGCACCUCCUCCCCCUGCCAGCAGGCCUGCUGUGAGCCCAUCUGCUGCACACCUGUCUGCUGCACACCUGUCUGCUGUGAGGCCUCCCCCUGCUGCAGACCCUCCUCCUCCUCUGUGUCCCUCCUCUGCCGCCCCGUGUGCAUCCCUGCCUCCUCCUGCCAGCCCAGCUGCUGCCGCCCAGCGUCCUCCGUGUCCCUCCUCUGCAGGCCCGUGUGCUGCCCCGCCUGCUGCGUGCCCACCUCUUCCUGCCAGCCCAGCUGCUGCCUCCCGGCCUCCUCUGUGUCCCUGCUCUGCCGGCCCGCGUGCCCCCGCCCCACCUGCUGCAUCCCCGCCUCAGCCCCAGAGCCCUGCUGCUGACCAGGCACAUCCCCCCAGGGCCAGCCAGGCACCACAGGGCAACCCCCCAUCACCAGCCUCAUGACCGCCUUCAGGGUUUCUCCAGGAGCUGCUCUGAGCUACUUGGACACCCCCUCGUCCUUUCUGCCCAGGAGUGGGGUCCCCUCAAACUCCAGAUGACCAUGCCCGUGCCCACUGCCCACUCCUCCUGGGACCCAGUGCUCAGGCCUGGGGACCAGGUUUCACAAUCCAGGCCCCAGUGGUCUCACCUCGGAAGCUGCUUGAAAACAUGAUAAACUUGACUGCAUUUA